This is a messenger RNA of Penicillium verrucosum, 1203 nucleotides long. RefSeq lists its product as uncharacterized. Bases 1 to 1203 code for a protein of 400 amino acids. NCBI's taxonomy places the organism in Eukaryota, Fungi, Ascomycota, Eurotiomycetes, Eurotiales, Aspergillaceae. The record is from RefSeq and is a predicted model, not a curated record. The transcript has 3 exons.
AUGAAUCAACCAACUCAUAUUAUCGAUCCAGACGGUGAAGUGAUCAUCAUAUUGCGCAAUGCAAACUCUCCUUUUGCACAAGCACUUGAAGAUAGGGUGAGUCGAACGACACUUCCAGAAUUCGGUCAAUGUGUCCAGAGUCCUGCUGAAGUGAUUAAACCCCCGCAAACCCAUUCGAGGAAGCUAACGACAAAGUGCAAAAAGCAACAGAAUCCGAAAGGCAUUCGGACCCCUCGUGAAGCAGCAUCCCUUCUUGGACCAGCUGCAUUUCCAGGACCAGCACCGAUCCGAGACCCCGUUACCGAACAGCAUGUUGCCGAACAGCCCGUUGUUGAAGAGCCUGCUGUCGAGGAGAAAAUAUGCGAACCCAUUGUCGAGCGUUGUUUCUACAUUCGAGUCUCUGCCAAGCAUUUGAUAUUUGCGCCCCCGGUGUUCAAAAGAAUGCUCACGGGUGACUCAAUUGAAAUUAUUGCAGAGGGUUGGGACAUCGAAGCUUUCUUGGUUGUGCUUCAUACAAUUCAUGUCAAACACAAGGACAUACCGCGAACGCUUACCCUUGAGAUGCUCGCCAAAGUUACUGUCAUAGCGGACUACUAUGAAUGCAAGGAAUCGCUCUACUUCAUGACAGACAUCUGGCUCUACCGAAUGGAUGAAGAGAUUCCUAAGAUAUAUUCUCGGGACUUGAUGUUGUGGUUGUGGGUUUCCUGGUUUUUCCAGCUCCCUUUGGAGUUCGAAGAAUCAACAUCAACUAUCAUGACAUGCAGUGAAAAUGUGAUUAGUGGAUGGGAACUUCCUAUCCCUAAUAAAGUCAUCGUAUCUAAUGGAAUCUCAGGGUUGAUCAACAAAUCGAGAGAGGGGGCUAUAAAUACAUUGGUUCUCCUUCAUACAACACUGGACGCCUUCCUGAGCCGCAGUCGAGGCUGUUGUUUUGAGUGCAGCUCAAUCAUGUAUGGAGCUCUUACGAUGCAUAUGGAGGCACUUCAUCUUCUUUCACCGAAGCCCGCAGCUCCUUUUCUAGGUUUGAAUUACGAGGAUCUCUGGCAGAAGGUACGGUUAUUCACGACACCGCAUUGGCAUGAUUGCUACUCUAGGUGUGCACGUACCUACCCCCACAGAUGUCCCGAUUCCUACUUUGGAUCAAUAUUCGCGGACUUGAAUGACUGUGUUGAAGGCUUGGACCUUGAUAGCCUUGACUCAAUUUAG